UGAUCGCUUGUUUUCAAUCGAGAUUGUUUUGUCCUGUUCGUAAAUAUUCCUGCAAAUAAAAGUAAUAAAUCAGUAUGGAGAAUACACCGAAAAGUUCGAGACAGUCGACCCUUGUCGGACAGAGAGAUAUUCGCGAGGUCAUGAAUAAUAUACGCUCGAAUCGACAACAUAUUCUUCCUCGUUCAAAGGAGAGCGUAACCAAUUCAGUGUCUUCAGAAAGGUGUACAUCCAAAGCGACUACUCCGAGCGCCUCAGCCGUAACAGUGGAAUCCUUCCCUGUACUUGCCAACUCAUAUGCCCGGGAACUGUUCUUCCGCCACACAAACAUAACGCAAGUUGUGGCACAAAUACAUCCCGAAUUUAGUGGUACUGCCAUACAAAUGUAUGCUGCCCAGAUCUAUGAAGAUUUUGUUACAAAACCAAGAAAUCCUAAAGUCCGUAAAUAUAUUGAAGCAAUACGAUUUGACACGCGUUAUGCUCAAGGCAUGUUCCGCAUUGCGCUCAAAGUGCCAAUCACCAGUGCACAGGAACAAGCAGUGUACCAGCAAAAGCUUGCCGAAGCGGGUUUAAAAAAGAUAUACUUCGUCGAUAUGACACGCGACAAUCUAGCUCUCGACCAUAAGGAAAAGGUGGUGAGUGUUUUGAAGGAGAGGUUCGGUGAAAACUGGCCAGUCAAGUUGGGCAAGUUACCCACUUACCUAUCCGCAAGCCAACGGUUACACGAAGCUGCAGAACGAAGAUUCCGAUACCGACUGAAACAUCAUUCGUCCCUGAAGGGCAGCCAGCUAUUACGUGUGCCGGACGUGAUAGAGCAACUUACUCGAGAGUCCAGGAUUCCGAGCGAACAGCGAACAAAUUUAAUAUGGCCAACGUUGCGGUUCGAUAGUGACUAUCUAAAUAAAAAAUAUAGCACAGGUGAUUAUUGUAAAUUCCAGAACGCCCUGGACAUGGAACCGGAAAAUUUAAUAGAGUAUCGGCCGCAACGUACGACUGCACUAGAACAGGAAGAAAAUGAAGGCAACAUCGAAGACAACAACCCUUCGAGAAUAAGCUCUAUAGGACAUAACAACAAUAACAACGGGCCGGUAAUGGUUGAACCAUCUCCAAAACCCACACCAGUUCAACGCGCAUUACAUUCACACCGGACAGCAACCCCCAUGCAUAAACCCAUGUCACGAAACGGGCCCUGUCCUAUACGAGCGGGACGCAUCUCAUAUGAAUCGGAUACCUCCUUGGACUCAGAGCCCAGUGAGAAUGGUUCAGUGACAAACCAUAAUAUUCAAUCGAUUGCCACUGAUUUAAACCAAGAUUCUCCUCUUCCGGAUUCGGACAUCUUCACACCUUUCGUUACCUCUACACAGAACCAAUCACAAGCAGUUCAAAACAGCCUCCCCGUAAACGUCGCUGAAGUGACUUCUUCCACACGAGAUCCUCUGCAACUGACUGGGGCGAUAUCAACCCUGUCACCCUUCCAUGCGAGGAUAGCGAGUCUAACACCUACCACCACUGUGUUGCCGUUUGCUGAAACGAUAAGACAAGACAUCCACACCGAUAUGCAAUUGCAACCCAGUUCCUGCAUACCACCGUACCAAGCACAGAAACCACCUACCCCAAGCAAGUCAACGCCUACCAUAAGUGUGGUGUCGCUGAGCAGUAUCUGUGUUAAACAACAACCCAGCGAACGGUCGUCGCAGAGCGAUUUAUCCGGCUAUGAAGGAUACGUUGAAAUUUUACCGAACUCACCCGAAGUUAUCAUUAUUGACAGCAAUUCUUCUUCGAUCGAUUUUAACACAUCCAGGGAUCGUAUAAAUGAUCGAACGUGUGAAAUACCAUCACGUGACGCGAAUCAAAUGACCACUGACCAAAACGGAGAACUUUAUCUGUCGUGCGCUGAGGGAAGCAUGGAUUGUAUGUAAAAUCGACCAAUAAAAGCAUAUCAUAUAUUCAGGUGAACGGCGUACAACCUAUCAAGCUUACUGGGACUUACUAAAUUGUGUUAUUAUGCAUAGCUUUUUUCAUGUUAGCAAUUCGAUCUUUAUCAAA
Molecule: messenger RNA, 2043 nt
Organism: Anopheles moucheti
Lineage: Eukaryota; Metazoa; Arthropoda; Insecta; Diptera; Culicidae
Exons: 2
Coding region: 75-1916 (613 amino acids)
Source: RefSeq, a predicted model, not a curated record